Molecule: messenger RNA, 1888 nt
Organism: Gavialis gangeticus (Gharial)
Lineage: Eukaryota; Metazoa; Chordata; Crocodylia; Gavialidae
Gene: MGAT2
Product: mannosyl (alpha-1,6-)-glycoprotein beta-1,2-N-acetylglucosaminyltransferase
Exons: 1
Biological process (GO): oligosaccharide biosynthetic process; protein N-linked glycosylation
Cellular component (GO): Golgi stack; Golgi membrane
Molecular function (GO): alpha-1,6-mannosylglycoprotein 2-beta-N-acetylglucosaminyltransferase activity
Source: RefSeq, a predicted model, not a curated record
GCGCUCGUGUACCGGCGCAACUUCGAGCAGCGCGUGCUGGGCGCGGGCCGGUUCCCGCGCGCCGAGGUGGCGCUGGUGGUGCAGGUGCACGCACGGGCCGAGCACCUGCGCUUGCUGCUGAGCUCGCUGCGGCGUGCACGGGGCGUGGAGCGCGCGCUGCUGGUGCUGAGCCACGACGUGUGGUCGGCUGAGCUGGAGGCGCUGGCGCGCGCUGUGGACUUCUGCGCCGUGCUGCAGGUCUUCUUCCCCUUCAGCCUGCAGCUCUACCCCCGCGAGUUCCCGGGCCGCGACCCCCGCGACUGCCCCCGCGACCUGGGCGUGGCUGCCGCUCGCCGCACCGGCUGCCUCAACGCCGCCUUCCCAGAUGCCUUUGGCCACUACCGCGAGGCGCCCUUCGCCCAGGCCAAGCACCACUGGUGGUGGAAGCUGCACUUCCUGUGGGGCCGCGUGCGCGCCCUGCGCGACCUGCCUGGCCCCAUCGUCUUCUUGGAGGAGGACCACUAUGUGGCGCCCGACUUCUUGCACGUGCUGGCCCACCUGCAGGGCCUGCAGCAACGCCACUGCCCUGACUGCCAGGUGCUGGCGCUGGGCAGCUACGGGCUUCCAGGUCGGCACCGCAGCGGUGGGGGGGAGGGCGAGGCGGCGGCGUUCGCGGGCCGUGCCGACAAGGUGGAGCUGAAGACAUGGCGCUCCACGGAGCACAACAUGGGCAUGGCCUUUGGGCGGGACACCUACCAGCAGCUGCGGGCCUGCGCCGACGCCUUCUGCACCUACGAUGACUACAACUGGGACUGGACGCUGCAGCACCUGACCGUGGCCUGCCUGCCACGCUUCUGGAAGGUGCUGGUGCCCGAGGUGCCCCGCGUCUUCCACACCGGCAACGACUGCGGCAUGCACCACAAGCAGACCUGCCGGCCCGGCGCCCUGGUCGCCAAGGUGGAUGCCCUGCUGGACGCCAACCGGCAGCACCUCUUCCCCGACACCAUGAGUAUCAGCAAGCGCUACCCGCUGGCCCCUGUUGCCCCCCAUGUCAAGAACGGCGGCUGGGGAGACAUCCGCGACCACGAGCUCUGCAAGAGCUACCACAAGUUACAGUGAGCUGUCAGGCCAGGGGCCCCCUUGCCUCUCCCCUCUUCCUCCUCCCCCUGAGCGGGUCGGACGCUGGAGUGGGUCAGCGCAUUCAUGACCUGGUUUCUGCUUUAAGAAUGAAUAAAUGCCCGUGGCAAAGGUGCCCCAGAACUGUCCUUUGUCACAGGGAGGUGGGGAGACAUGGCAAGGCAGGGCGGGACCUAGUCUUGGGUUGCGCUCCUGGUGUGCAACCCGCACCCAGGUGCGAAAAGCAACUGUUGUUGUGCGUUUACUGAAAACAAAAUCAGCUGUCAGUGCGCAUCUUAACUCGGGCCAGGUUUGUCCUUCCCUGGCCCCGUGCAGACAGUCAUUGAAAAUGAACCAGACCUAUCACUUUUACAGUACAGCAGCAGCAAGGGUGAGAGUUGAGCGGGGCUGAUCCCUAGACAGUUUGCGAAGGGACCGUCCUGUGUUGCUUUAAACCCUGAGUGCUGCCAUGUUCAGAGGGAGAGAGAGCAGGACAGUUGCUCCAAAUUCCACAGUCUCGUCUCAUUUUUAGGCUUGCUUGAGACCUGGAACCUUCGUCCCUGCGAAGGUGUUCUGUUUUAUUUGCUGUGUAUUUGAUUAUUACACACAGAAAAUUAUUGGUUUUGUUCAUUGUAGAUUUUUUUUUUUUCUUUUUUUUAGUUCUGCCAAAAUAAAAAUCACUUUUUUGGGGGGGGGGGUAAAACUGCCAGUCCUUGAUUCUGGGAAAUGUUGAGUUUUAUUGUUGUAUUUUCUUGCUAUGACAAAAUAAAUUCUGUUCUUCUUAUACAAAGAA